UUAAUAUGAUGUACCCGCCGUGUACAUCGCAGUACGCCUGCUAAUUCGUAUUUUACACGGUGCAUAUUAUAAGACAUUAACCGCCCAACGUUCGUUCUACGAGUGCAAACGGCGUACGCAGUACCUAUACGUCGGGUGACUUACCCGCAAUACAUUACUACAGGCGCAGGCAAUAUUGUCGUGGGCACCGGAAAUCAAUUCCGGACGACAUUUACCGCCGUUUUCGAGGAAAUACGACUGCACGGACCAUGGGCGGUAGGAUGUGGAUUUCGUCGUCUGUGAUUUUACUCAUCGGCGUCUAUGCGACGGAACAGGCGUAUUUUCUGGAAGAAGAUUUCAUCGAAAGCAUCAACGAAAAAGCAAAGACGUGGAAGGCCGGUAUUAACUUCGAUCCAAACACACCGAAGGAAUACAUCGUCAAACUUUUGGGAUCGAAAGGAGUACAAGUCCCACACAAACUCAACCUUAAAAUGUACAAAUCAGAUGACGAAGCUUACGUGAACCUGUUUGGCCGAAUUCCGAGGAAGUUUGACGCGAGAAAAGAGUGGAGACGGUGUGUAACGAUCGGGCAAGUCCGAGACCAAGGAAACUGUGGAUCGUGUUGGGCGUUCGCUACGAGUUCAGCGUUUGCCGACCGGCUGUGUAUAGCAUCGAACCACGAAUUCAACGAACUGUUAUCCGCAGAGGAGUUAACUUUUUGCUGCCAUCUGUGCGGUUUCGGGUGUCACGGAGGUUACCCGAUUAAAGCUUGGAGUUAUUUCAGGCGACACGGUAUCGUGACAGGAGGAGAUUAUCAAUCGGAAGAGGGUUGUGCGCCGUACCGAGUGCCGCCUUGCAUUACUGACGAAUAUGGAAAUAACACGUGCAGAGGUCAACCAAUGGAGAGAAAUCACAGAUGCACGAGGAUGUGUUACGGAGAUCAAGAAAUCAAUUAUGACGAUGACCACAGAUUCACGAGAGACUAUUACCACCUCACAUAUGCAAGUAUCCAAAAAGACGUUAUGACUUAUGGACCGAUCGAAGCGUCGAUGGACGUGUACGACGACUUUCCCAGUUACAAGUCAGGUGUUUAUGAAAAAUCGGAAAAUGCUACAUACUUGGGAGGACAUGCCGUGAAGUUGAUCGGUUGGGGUGACGAAUUCGGAGUCCCGUAUUGGUUGAUGGUCAACUCUUGGAACGAAAAUUGGGGGGACAAGGGUCUUUUCAAAAUUCGACGAGGGACGAACGAAUGCGGAGUCGAUAAUUCGACGUCCGCUGGUAUUCCAGUGGUUUACUAAGUGAUAUGCAUACGAUUACAAUCAAUUAAAAUAUAACGUAGUUUAUAGCUUAUGGUUUAAAAUGUUCAAUACAAUAGGAUUACAAUUUUUAGUUCUAUUGAAAAAACGUUAUUCUUUUUAUGAUUGCUCACUGUCAGUUCUAAUCACGCCGUAGAUUUUAUUUUAUGUUUAUCGAAUUAAUAUAUUUUUACAUAUUGUCAACAUUUUCCUAGGAGAAAAUUAUUUUUUUUUUUACUUUUAAAAAUACUUUUUUCACACAUCAAAGAUUUAGUAAAAUACAUAUUCAAUGCUUUUGUGAUCAAUAAUAUAACUGUUCAAGUUGUCACAUUU
Metopolophium dirhodum (rose-grain aphid) is the source of this 1607-nucleotide messenger RNA. Its product is annotated as cathepsin B-like cysteine proteinase 4. The record is from RefSeq and is a predicted model, not a curated record. The coding region runs from base 249 to 1277 and encodes 342 amino acids. The transcript is spliced from 6 exons. Gene Ontology annotation, cellular component: lysosome. Gene Ontology annotation, biological process: regulation of catalytic activity. Lineage: Eukaryota; Metazoa; Arthropoda; Insecta; Hemiptera; Aphididae. Gene Ontology annotation, molecular function: cysteine-type endopeptidase activity.